UAGAGCCCAGAAGGGGUGUAGUAGCACUGCCACCGCCGCCUUUGUCUCCGCUUCUGUUUCCUUCUGCCUAGCUAAGAAGAUGACUGUAGGAAGGUCUGCAGGAUCCCCUGAUGGGGCAGAGUGGACAAGUCAGAUACUUUCCCCCCAAUCCUCCUCUGACACGGAGGCAGAAGACAAACUGUCUGGGGAUGGUAUGGUUUUACCCAGGGCUGGAAAACUCCAUGAGCUCUUCAGCCUAGAGGAUGAGACAGAGUCCACCUCUGUCUCAACUGGAAGCUUUUAUGACUCCCUACAGGUUCUAAAGCAAAGGGACAAACAGGGUCUGUUGGAGUCCCUUUUUCAGGCUGACUCAGACAGUGAUAAGAACAUCUCUGAAGAUGAUGAGGUCCUAGAGAAUUUCUUCCAGGACAAGGGCAGGGGGAAGCCACAGAUCCAGUACCCUGGAUCUCAGAGGUGUGACUCCACAAGGCGCUGCAGCUCCCUAAACAGCCUUUCUUCAGGUCUUCCAAAGGCUCAGGCCCAGCCACCCUCAGGCUCCAAGCCUGACUCCCAGCACAGAAGUGUCAGCUCCUGGACAUCGUCCAUCACCGUCCCUCAACCAUUCUGCAUGACACUGCGGGAGGCCCAAAAGAAAGCUCAGUGGCUGGCCUCACCUGCCUCCUUUGAGCAGAAGAGGCAGCAGGCCCAGAGGCAGGGCCAAGAGGAGGCUGAGUGCCACAGACAGUUCCGGGCACAGCCUGUACCUGCACAUGUCUACCUACCCCUCUACCAGGACAUCAUGGAGCGCAGGGAGGCCCAGAGACAGGCAGGGAUCCAGAAGAGGAAGGAACUGCUUCUCUCAUCCUUAAGGCCCUUCAGCUUCCUGGAGAAGGAGGAGCAGCGAAAGGAAGCUGCACGACAGAGAGACCUGGCUGCCACAGUGAAGGCUACGGUCCCCCCAAAGAAGGCCAUAAGAAGGAUCCCCAAGUCCAUUCUGGAACCAGCCCUUGGAGACAAACUCGAGGAAGCCGAGCUCCUCAGAAAAAUUCGCAUCCAGAUGAGGGCCCUGGACAUGCUCCGGAAGGCCUCCUCCCCUGUUGCCUCCUCUAGUAGCCGGGCUGAUUCACAGCCCCGCACAGCUGCCCGAACCCAGGAGAAAAAGCUUGGCUUUCUGCAGCCUGACUUUGGAUUCCAGCCUCAGGUGAAUCCUGUUGUUCCUGACCAUGAGGGUCUAUAUCAAGCCUUCCAGAGAAGAGCUGCCAAGAGAAAGGAAACCCGGGAGGCAACUCGCAACAAGCCCUUCUUGCUGAGGACCGCCAACCUGCAUCAUUCUCCAAGAUCCUGUGAUGCUUCCACCACUGAAGGAAGGAGGGGUUCCCCAGAGCCACCAGCUACACUCCUAACAAGGAGUCAUUCUCUGAGUGGCCUUGCUUCCCUCUCCACCAACACCCUCCCUGUGCAUAUCACAGAUGCCACCAGGAAGAGGGAAUCUGCAGUCAGAAGUUCACUUGAAAAAAAAGACAGAGUAGAUGAGAGCAUUCGGUGGUUGGAGAUGCACAAAAAGAAGUGUCAAGCAAUGUCUAAAUCUGUGACCUUGCGUGCAAAAGCCAUGGAUCCCCAUAAAAGCCUGGAGGAGGUGUUCAAAGAAAAGCUGAAAGAGAACCGGAACAAUGACCGUAAAAGAGCAAAAGAGUAUAAGAAAGAAUUGGAGGAAAUGAAGAAGAGAAUACAAAAGAGACCGUAUCUCUUCGAACAAGUUACCAAGGACCUUGCCAGGAAAGAAGCAGAACAACGGUAUCGAGACACCCUGAAGCAGGCUGGACUGGAGGAAGACUUUGUGAGGAACAAGAGUCGAGGCACCCGGGCUGUACAAUGGAAGGAGGAGUCUAAUGCCAAGGAUUCCCCCAGCAUCUAUGAAACUACAAACCUCAGCAUCAAUGAUCCACAGAAGGAUUUAGAAGGAUCUCUAGAAUAGCUUCUAAGCCCCCAAAAAGAAUCGGAGGAGCUGUAUUAUGAAUCAUCAGACCAUCUGAAAUCACUGGCCUAAUCAGCUCAUGUAACAUUACUGCUUUUGCGCAUCAAAUAUCUCACUAGGGGUUGAGUCAAGGCAGGCAAAACUUGAGUUUGAAUAUUGCUACUAUUAGAGAAUAAGGAAAAGAAGAGUGACAGAUAACAGGAAUGUUUUUAAAGAAUCAAAUUAGAGAAGCUCAGGAUAGAAGGAUCAUAACCCAGACCUAAGGGGUCUUACUUUGUACCUGACAUUUAAGAGCAACUAUAGAAAAAAGAACACAAGCCAAAAUGCUAAUCAGGGCUGUUCAGGAAACAUGAGUGAGUUAAAUGGGGUAGAUAUAAGAUAGGAGAUAGUAAGGAACCAGAGAGCAUAAAUCCUGUUAGAAUACAGGCCCAGAAUUACAACAUCAGCUAUUGUCAUCAGAAGCCAGAAAUGUUACAGCUACUUGGGAGAUUGAAGCAGGAGGAUCACAAGUUCAAGGCGAGCCUCAGAAACUUAGCAAGAACCUGUCUUAACAAAAAAAAAAAAAAAAAAAAAAAGGCCAGGGCUGGGGGCUAGAGCUUUAGUGGCAGAGCACUCCCCAUGGACUUAAUCUCCAGUACCAGACACACACACACACAACACACACACAAAGCCAGAAAUGUGCAUCUUGGCAACUAAUUAAAAAUUAUUUAGGCCAGGCAUGGUGGCACCCACCUGUAAUCCCAGCGGAUUGGGAGGCGAGGCAGGGUGAUUGAGAGUUCAAAGCCAGCUUCGGCAAAAGCGAGGUACUAAGCAAUUCAGACUCUAAAUAAAAUACAAAAUAGGGCUGGAGAUGUGGCUGAGUGUUUGAGUGCCCCUGAGUUCAAUCCCUGGUACCAGCUGCCAAAGUUAUUUUAUGUGGGCAAAAUAAAACACAUCUGUUUACCAGAUUUAGCCCAUGGGGGAUGACAAAUUUGCAACCUUUAGUUCAGGGUUUCUUAUCCUUAGCACUUGAUAUUUUGGGAUUUUUUUUUUUUUUAAAUUGGUGGUUAUGAGAGGAAGCUGUCCUUUAUAGGCAGGAUCCCUAGUCUUUACUCACAAUAUCCCAGUAGCACUUUCUUUUAGUUUGACAACCAAAAGUGUUU
Molecule: messenger RNA, 3096 nt
Organism: Marmota monax (woodchuck)
Lineage: Eukaryota; Metazoa; Chordata; Mammalia; Rodentia; Sciuridae
Gene: Fam161b
Product: FAM161 centrosomal protein B
Exons: 9
Coding region: 80-1954 (624 amino acids)
Biological process (GO): cilium organization
Cellular component (GO): cilium
Source: RefSeq, a predicted model, not a curated record